CUAACAGAGCUCUGCUGCUGAAUCAUGGAGUCACCAUCUGGGGAGAAAAGAAGGUCCCAUGUUAUCACUAUAGAUCCAGAUGAAGAUGUCUUGACUGCCUUUCCCUACAGACCUCAUAACUCUUUACUGGAUCUCCUGAAGGGCGAGCCAAAGGUUUUGGGGGCUAUCCAGAUUCUUCUUUCUCUGAUCAUUGUGGGCCUUGGGAUUAUAUUAGCAUUUAAUUUCUCUUUUUUCUCCAAAAAAUUUCCUCUUGUGAUCAUCACAGGAUAUCCAUUCUGGGGAGCAUUUAUUUUUUUUCUGACAGGAUUUGUCACAAUGUUCAAUGAUAAACCAAGACAAAUUCUGGUAAACAAAGGAAUCACGACCAUGAACAUCAUUAGCUCGGUGGUUGCGGCAGCUGGGACUGUCCUGAUCCUCAUCAGCUUUACACAGCAGAACAAAUUCUGUCAGGGACCCUCCCUUGAAGGAACAUGUAUUGUAGGCACAACACUUCUUCUCGGAAUUUUGUCAAUCUUACUAAUCAUCACCAUAGCAGAGUUUAGCAUCUCUGUGACUAUUGCAGCCUUAAGAAGCAGGUGCUGGACCAAUUCAAGAGAGGCUGUAUUUUUUUUUCCUUCAGAAAUUACUCAAAAUACUGAACAGUCUGUUCCAGAAGAAAAUCAUCAAUUACAAUUUGAGUUCGAAGGAACAUCUCCCAGUAAUAAUUCAGCUUCAAACAUAAAAACCAUUUUCUUGGGGGGUUAUGCUUUCUUCAAGCUCAGAGUCUCAAGAAAUCCUUCAGCUCCCCAAAAUAUCCCACAGAAAAGUGAUAAGGGUCCAUCUUCUACGCAUGUUCCAGAUGAACAGGAGACUAUUCCUCCACCUUCUCUAGAGGAAGAAAUUAAACUGAAUGGUUUACCUCCCCCAUUAAUACCAGAGUCUUCAGAAAAUAUUCCUUCUCAGAAAGAAUCUAGAAGCAAUAACCUGAAUGAUGAGGACUUAGAAUCUAUUACAGGUCAUGCCUCUGAUCCGCAACCCAAAUUGCUUAAAGACCAAAACUUGCCACUCAAAAUUCUGAAAACUCCAUCUUCACAUGAUUUACUCCCUUUGUUACAUGAUAGUUUAUCAUCCCAAACAUCAAUGGCAGGUCUGUCAACACAAGUCUUACAAUCUAAAGCCCCAUCAUCCUAUAUGUCACAGACUUAUGAUCUGACAUCUGAUGACUUGCCUUCUGAAGACAUACCAUCUCAAGAAACCCCAUCCCAAGACAUGCAAUACCAAGACACACUAACUCAAGAUGUAUCAUUCGAAGACAUGCAAUUGCAAGAUACACUAACUCAUGACUUACCAUACCAAGAUACUCUAUCCCAAAAGACUCCAUCCCAGGAAAGUCCAUACCAAGAUACUCUAUCCCAAAAGACUCCAUCCCAAGAAACUCCAUACCAAGAUACUCUAUCCGAAAAGACUCCAUCCCAGGAAACUCCAUACCAAGAUACUCUGUCCCAAAAGACUCCAUCCCAAGAAACUCCAUACCAAGAUACUCUAUCUCAAAAGACUCCAUCCCAGGAAACCCCAUACCAAGAUAGUCUAUCCCAAAAGACUCCAUCCCAGGAAACUCCAUACCAAGAUACUCUAUCCCAAAAGACUCCAUCCCGGGAAACUCCAUACCAAGAUACUCUAUCCCAAAAGACUCCAUCCCAGGAAACUCCAUACCAAGAUACUCUAUCCCAAAAGACUCCAUCCCAAGAAACUCCAUACCAAGAUACUCUAUCUCAAAAGACUCCGUCCCAAGAAACUCCAUACCAAAAUACUCUGUCCCCAAAGACUCCAUCCCAAGAAACUCCAUACCAAAAUACUCUGUCCCCAAAGACUCCAUCCCAAGAAACUCCAUACCAAGAUACUCUGUCUCAAAAGACUCCGUCCCAAGAAACUCCAUACCAAGAUACACUAACUCUAGAUAUGCCAUCCCAAGAGACUCAAUCUGCAGAGACUCCACCACAAGAGAUUCCCUCCAAAGAUACUCCAUCCCAAGAGAUACAAUUCCAAGAUGUAUUGUCUCAAGACAAAAUAUCCCAAAGCACACAAACCCAAGAUACAGCACCCAAUGACAUGUCAUUCUCAGAUCUUCAAGUACUAAACACUCAAGUUCAAAUCCAGCAUUGUCCAGAAAUAUUUUAUAGAGACAUUCGAACAGAAGUCAUGGAGCAAACUCAAGAGUGGAAAUCUAAUAUGAGCAAGAAACCCCCAAGAAGACUUUCCUUAUCCUUGCCAAGCAAACAUGGAAAAUUCCGUCCCAAGAGACAUUCCAUGGACCUUCAAAUCAAAGGUGACAAACCCCCAAGGAGACAUUCUGUAGAAUUACAAAGGAAAACUUCAAGACGGAAAUCCAUAGAUCAGCAAAUCAAAGACUGGAUAUCCCCAAAGAAGCACACCACAAAGAAACAAGAUGCAUAUACUCAAACCCCAGAGCAGUUCCUAUACCAGCAAGCUGACCAGCAGCAGGCCAAAGAGGAAGAGGUCCCAGUACAACAAUCCCAAGAUGAGCAAACCAAAGACCAAAAAUCUGUAGAGGAGCUAUACCCUGAAGAACAGAUCAAUGGCAAAGAGGAAGAAUAUCAGGAAUCUGAUAAGGAGCAACCUCCAGAACAAGAAGCUCAAGUUCUACCAGCUGAAGACCAGCAGCCCCAAGAGCAGACAGCCCCAGACAGCCAGUUCCCAAACUGGCAAGAAAGACAACAAAUGCUAGUAAAGAGAGCCCCAACACAGUUGUGUGAGAACUGGGACUCACAAAGCUUUCAAUUCACAGAAAUGUCAUGUUCAUACUGGUCAACUCCAUCCUGGCAGCCUGCUAGCCUGGGAUCCCAAGACUGGAGAAGUCAAGGCUGGAGAAACAAAGAUUGGAAAGCACAAGAAUGGCAGUUUGAAAUACAUCAUUCCCUAGACUGGGAAUCCCAAGAGCUAUUAGAAAGAGAAUCCUUAAGGCAGAGAGCACUAUACCAAGACAUCCAACCCCGUAGCACCAUAGUCCAACAUACCCAAGAUCAUCAAGUGCGUAACUUUAUAUUUCAAGUAGGUCUGUGUCAAGGCAAUGACCAACAAGAUUCUGAAUCUGUUGUUUUAAGAGGAGAUACGUAUGCAGAUGUACAAACAAGAGACAGAGAACACACAGACAUAGCAGAUACAUGUCAGAAACCAAAAGACCAGCAAUCAGAAGAUGGGAGGUCAGAUAAUUAUCCUCCUUGUCAGAGUUUGGUUCCAUACACAUAUACAACCUGUUUAUCCAAUAUAGCUUCAGAGCAAGAGGUGCAGAACAAUUCACCCUGUUCAGAUUCAUCCAAAGAUCUGAAUGCCACUUCUUCAUGGUUUCAGAGAGAUCAACAGCAAUCUGAAGAUUCAGAUUAACUUGUGCGUCUAACCAAAGACCACAGAUCCCAGAUAGUGGAGCCAGAUGAGGAUUAAGCAGUUGAUUCUUCCCUAACCUGUGUUCUCACCUGUGCUUGCUGCCUAAUCCACUCACCAGAGAUAAAGGGCAUGCAGAACCUACAAAGAACAGGGAUCUCUUUAAAACUAAAUGGCAACAAGUCGAAUGUUGAGACUAUAUCAGAACCUUCUGGGAGUGAAGAAAUAAAUCUCAUCUAAACUGUAAA
This is a messenger RNA of Phodopus roborovskii (desert hamster), 3626 nucleotides long. Its product is annotated as membrane-spanning 4-domains subfamily A member 14-like. Gene Ontology annotation, cellular component: plasma membrane. The record is from RefSeq and is a predicted model, not a curated record. NCBI's taxonomy places the organism in Eukaryota, Metazoa, Chordata, Mammalia, Rodentia, Cricetidae. Gene Ontology annotation, biological process: cell surface receptor signaling pathway.